AGCUUUCCGCCCCGAUCAUGGAUAAAAGGGGUGCACCGGUCUCGAGGAGCCACAGAGCCCGCUCAGCCAGCUCUCCCGCCAGCUCUCGCGCUCCAGGCACCGCCGCCCCGACAACCCGAGCUGAGCACCAUGGCCCGCGCCGCGACCGCCGCCGCCACCCGAUCCCCUUCGCUCCUCCGGGCCGCGCUGCUGCUUCUGCUCCUGGCCGCCUCGUGCCGGCGCGCAGCUGGGGCGCCCGUGGUCACUGAACUGCGUUGCCAGUGCUUGCAGACCUUGCAGGGGAUUCACUUCAAGAACAUCCAGAGUGUGAAGGUGACGCCCCCGGGACCCCACUGCGGCCAAACAGAAGUCAUUGUCACUCUCAAGAAUGGACAGGAAGUUUGUCUCAACCCCGAAGCCCCCAUGGUUAAGAAAAUCAUCGAUAAGAUGCUAAACAAGGGCAGCACCAACUGAGCUCGACAGAAAUAAAAAGCUCCUGGUGGCAGUUCCUGAAAGGAGGUCUCUGCUCUUAUAAGGAUUGAAAAUGAAGAAGAGAACAUCCAACUUUUGGGGACAACUACAAAGAAAUUACUGUAUUUGACUAUUUUUAUUUUUUCUAUGAGAGACUUAUUUAUUUAUGUAUAUAUUUAUUUUAGAAAUCUCGUAUUUUAAUAUUUUACGUUAGUAUUUAAAGGUGUGAAUGUGUUUAAUCAAACAUAACUUUGUUCUGAUUGUUAUUUAAUUCGAAGAUGAUGGAUUUUAAAUGUCUCACUAAACUAAUAUAUUUUGGAAGGCCAUUAAGUUCCAGUUGGGGGAGGAGGGAUGUCACAGAAGAGGGGAAUCCAAGCAAUCAGACAGUGAGAUCACUAUUAGGAUCAGGGAAAGUGUGCGCACAUCUAUUUUUGUACUUGUUUAAAAGAAUGUUGGUUGUUAUUUAUUGAAACUCUUUCACAUUAUAUGGUCAACAUUUUGAUGUUGAUGCAUCCCUUGGACAUUUUAUGUCUUGCUUGUAGGGCAUAAUGCCUUGUUUAAUGUUCUUUAUGCAAUGUUUCUCUGUUUUGAAACAGAUAAGUUAAAACUACUGUUAGAUUUUUACGAACAACAUGAAAAUAAAAGUUUUGCAAAAAAUGA
Messenger RNA from Pteropus alecto (black flying fox), 1110 nucleotides. RefSeq names its product growth-regulated protein homolog gamma. The record is from RefSeq and is a predicted model, not a curated record. Gene Ontology annotation, cellular component: extracellular region. The coding region runs from base 130 to 453 and encodes 107 amino acids. The transcript has 4 exons. Lineage: Eukaryota; Metazoa; Chordata; Mammalia; Chiroptera; Pteropodidae. Gene Ontology annotation, molecular function: CXCR chemokine receptor binding; chemokine activity. Gene Ontology annotation, biological process: cellular response to lipopolysaccharide; neutrophil chemotaxis; inflammatory response.